CACAUAGCAAAUUUCGGACCUGCAAGUUGACCCGAACACAAGAGGCGAGAGAGACAGAGGAUGGCCGAGGAGCCUCCGCCGGCAGGUUCCUCCUCCUCUGCCGCCGCCGCCGCCGCCGCCGACGGCGGCCGAGCUGUGAAGGAGUGCGAGAAGAUGAUCCAGAGGAGCCUUCGAACUCCAAUGGUGAGAUUCCUGAAGGAGCAGCUGGAGAAGGCGGGGUGUGCGUUGGGGGACAACUUCAUCAAGGCCGUUAACUGCGACGGGCAAGUCAGCGGCGGCUACAUGCCGGGCCUAGGGAUAGUCGUGUGUAGUAACCACAUGGAACUCCAAGAUGAUGUAAAUCAAGUAGUCAUACACGAACUCAUUCAUGCAUAUGAUGAGUGCCGAGCUGCAAAUUUGGACUGGAGUAAUUGUGCCCAUCAUGCCUGUAGCGAGAUACGUGCCGGCCAUUUAAGUGGUGAUUGUCACUAUAAACGGGAACUAUUGCGGGGUUACAUGAAGAUACGUGGUCAUGAGCAGGAAUGUGUGAGGAGAAGAGUAAUGAAGUCGGUUACUGCAAACCCUCACUGCUCAGAAGCCGCUGCAAAGGAUGCGAUGGAAGCUGUGUGGGAUGUCUGUUACAAUGAUACAAAGCCAUUUGACAGAGCUCCGUGAUUUUGUGGUUUCUGGCGCUUGUUGAUGCCCAUCAAGUGGAAUUACCAUUCUUAGAAUCUUUCAAUGGACACUGGUGCAUAUCGGAAGGUGGAUCGAAUCUUUAGUCAUAGAAGGGUAGAACAACCAAAAUAAAGUCUCCAUGGUUUCCAUUGUCUUUACUCUUUUUUCUUUUCCCAAUCAAAUUGUUGCAAGAUGAGCAUCCCACAAUUGUCUAUUGUUUACUGCUUUCACCCAGCAGCAUUGGUGCCAAUUUUUUAGGUCAAAGGAUGACACAGUCUUUUGUCCAUGAGUGUGCUGGAGUAGAACAUAUCGAAUUUUGUUUAUUGUACUGAGAAAAGUUUUUACUCUUUGAAGAAAUUGAUGCUCUUGCUCAUUCUGAGCUUAUAUUA
This is a messenger RNA of Eucalyptus grandis, 1043 nucleotides long. Its product is annotated as mitochondrial inner membrane protease ATP23. Bases 61 to 654 code for a protein of 197 amino acids. Lineage: Eukaryota; Viridiplantae; Streptophyta; Magnoliopsida; Myrtales; Myrtaceae. Gene Ontology annotation, cellular component: extrinsic component of mitochondrial inner membrane. The record is from RefSeq and is a predicted model, not a curated record. The transcript is spliced from 5 exons. Gene Ontology annotation, biological process: mitochondrial proton-transporting ATP synthase complex assembly; mitochondrial protein processing. Gene Ontology annotation, molecular function: metalloendopeptidase activity.